AUGUCCAAGACGCGCCGAGGUACCACAUACGGCUUACACAGGCGUCUGGAUAGACCGACCGAACCGGUCGCACACGAAGGGGAAGGACUGCUGGCACCAGGGAUGAUGGCGAAGUCGACCACACCGACGGUCUCCCCACGGCCCGCGCGGCUCCCCAUGCCCCACCAAGUGCAAGAGGAAGAACUGCCGCUUCUCGCACUAACCUCGAUGACGUUCCCACACCCAGCAGCGGUCGGGACAAACGAUCCUAAAAGGGACGACGGCGAGGCCGGAGGGGCCGAACCAGACUCCGAGGGACUAGAGUUGCCCGGAGCCACGACACAAGUCUCCGAGGGCUACGAGAAGCCCGGAGCACCUGUUAUCGAGGGCGCUCCCAAGCCCGAUCAGGUGAUUGAUGCCCGUAAGCCGUCUACAGACGCAGGACAUGCCAACGGGCCAAUAGAGGCCGUUGGGAGGCCCAAAACUGGCGUAGGGAGGGACGCGCCGUCGCUGCCUGUGAUGAACCACGCGGCUGAAACCGGCCAUUCCGCGACGGGGAAUAUUACCGAAGCAUCGGCCGGGAUGCCGGGUGGGUACCCGAGAGCACAACACAUGGUACAUGAAGCGGGGACGGAACCGCGGCCCGAACCGACAGCCGAACCGGAGAAGAACUCAGGCGCGGGUCAGGAGGGCGUAAUAGAAGGCCGUGAAGGCUUGCUGUCGGCAACGCCCUCGCCGUCGCGUGAGGAAUAUGUGACGGCGCAGGGCCACUGGUCCAUGAGCAGAAACCGUACCCGCGAGUACAAUACACCAGCCCCUUCCAUAGAAAUGAAGUCUAAAUUUUUCCCCCGCAAUUCGCUGCUGAUCGAGUGUGAAAACGACGCAGAGGACCCGCCACUAACGAAGAGGGGGGAAACUGACGGAGACCCCGAGAGAGAAAGUGUGACAGAGGGCAGAAGAAGCCAGAAACAGUCGCGGCAACGUGAGCAAGCAGAACGUCAUAAAAUGGUGGUAAGGGAGCACCUGAGGCACGAGGAAGACAUCAAGCGCGAGGAAGACAACUACUGGAUGGAAGUAGUGUCACAGCUCGGCGAUAAGCCAAGAACUGACAGACGACCCCAACUAAACCACGCAUUUGAGUGGGAGGAACCCGGCCGCAGUGCCACGGCGGACUUCGAGGAGAUCAUUCGACGAUUCAGUGACCAAUCAGACGGCGAAGAAGAGACCACACCAAACGGAGGGCGCGCACCGGCACCACUGAGCUCGACGCCGCAUCCCAGACCGAAACAACCAAAAUCAGUACGAGUAAAUGCGGUAGCUGUAGAAAUUGAGAGCGACGAUCAGGAGGCGGUGGGCCCAUCGUUCUGGGAAAAAGGAAAAUGGCCAGAAGUCGACAUCAACCAGGUCAGACGUGAGCGUAAGGACAAGGGGACAGCAAAGGAACCGCUGGAGAAACAACGACCACACCAAGAGGUACUAGACCAGCAGGACGGGGCCACCGAUGCCGAGGCGGACGACGAAGGCGCUGGCGAGACAGGAACAAAGUCGGAGCCAGAGCCAAAGAGUGGCGUGGAUAGUCAUGAAAACCCCAAGCCAUCAACAAAAGCGAGACAGGGAGAGGCGAAGACGCCAAAACGCGCGGAAGGCCAUAAGAGCAAGCCCAAGGACACACUCAAGUCUAAGGGCGUGGCAAUAGCAGACGUGAGUGUGUCGAAACGCAAGGCGGAUAAAACAGAAAGGGAGCAUGAAAGACGAUCUGAGACCCCGAAGUACCUCGGAGGAUACCUAGCCAAGAACCACACCAUGCGGGAAUCGUCAGAAACCGAAGAGAUCGAAGUAUCUAGCGACGACGCAGCUGGGAGAACCAAGGAAACAAGGAAAGCCAGAGGAGAGGAUAGAGACUCGAAGAGGAAAAGCAAUAGACACAAGGGCAAGAGACACAAGGGACGCCCAGAACCUCCAAGCCAAUCCUCAGGCUCAUCGUCAGAAGACCAUUCAGGCUCAGGCUCGUCUGAUUCCGAAAGCUCGUCCAGCUCGUCUAGCUCGUCUAGCUCGUCUAGCUCGUCCAGCCCAUCAGAGAACAACACCAGUGACUCCGACUCGGGCAGAGCCGCGCGACGCCGUCGCAAGCGUCAAAAGGAGUCACAGAAAAAGACCCUACGAAAAUACAAAAAAUUAAUACGUGAGAUGAAGAAGCAGAAAGAAUCCCGCGACAAGGCAAUCAAGCCCAGAUCAUACAAUGGGACGGCAAACUUUGACGUAUUUGAACAGUGGGUAUUUGAGACAGACCUGUACUUACACGACACUGGGUACAAGGGGUCGGACGCGACCAGACGCGUGGGUAACUUUAUGUCGGGUCCAGCCGCAAGCUGGUAUAUGCACGAGGUGGCCACAAACCUCAGAGGGUAUAGGUCCAUGCGAAAGUUGUAUCAGGAAUUAUUUGAGAACUUCUUUCCGUAUAACUACAAGCAAACCUUGCGAGGACGAUUCCAGAAAGCGAUACAGGGUAAACGCUCGGUAAAAGCGUUCAUGCGCGAACUACGGCUGUACGAGAGAAGGCUAGGGGACCUCUCUGAACGCGAGGUACGACAGAGAUUGUGGGAAGGAGUACACCAGUACAUACGCUUGAAAUGGGCAGAGGACGGACAUAACCCGGAAGACAGCUCGCUCUCGAAGAUGAUAAAAAAAGCGCUACGCUACGAGCGGGCACACGAGAUGAUAACAGAGGAGUCUAAGAAAUCAAAGACCGACUACACCACAUCGCAACUGCCCAGACCUGACCGAGCACGCAAUUCGAGAACCAGGUCCAGGCCAGCUGAACAAGCGGGCGAGGACAGGAGGGAGACAAGGACGAAUAGACCAAAAGAAAGGGGCAUUGAGAGCAAGAGCGAAAGAUCCGAAAAGAGCGCGAGGCCAGUCCAGGGCUCAAAGUCCGAGUCAGCAACACAGGGAGCGGAGAGGAGACUAUCGCCCGAAGAAAAGGAGCAACACCGGGCCGAAGGUCGCUGCUACACGUGCGGAGUAGCCGGGCACAGGAGUCGUGACUGCCCGAAGAAAAACCAGGCUAAGCGACCAAAGAUCUCAAGCUCCGCGCUCAGACUAAAAGCCAUGGAUGACCUUGCAAGUGCGGUAGUCCGGCUGGAAUGCAACGCAGCAAAGGUGAAAACUACAAAGAUCGUAAAGGCUCAGACGACGAAAGCAAUCGAGCGAAACGCAUCAGUAGUGAGAGACGUAUCACGCGUAGUGCCGAAAACGAUCGUGGUUGAAGUGCUGAUCAACGGCAAGACGGCUAACGCGAUGCUGGACACGGGCUCACAGGCGGACUUAAUGUCGAGCACGCUCGCAGAGCAGCUGAAACUUCCGAAGUCGAAACUGGGGACCCCACUGUGCUUACAGAUGGCAGUAACGGGUUCCAAGAGCUCAAUCAAUUAUUGUACAACGGUAGAGCUACAGUACCAAGGCAUUAGGUCGCAGCGAACGUUCGACAUCGCAAACAUCGACAGCUAUGACCUAGUAUUAGGCAUGACGUUUUUACAGGAACAUCAAGUAACGAUCCGGGUGAGCCCGCCGGGCAUUGCAAUUGGAAGCGUCACGCCCAUCCCGCUUAAGCCUGGAAACAACACGGUAGUUGUAAGGUCGGCGGCCGCUGAGAUACUCGAGGAGAACCUCGAAGCGUUGCGUGAGGAGAUGCGCGAAAAAGCCGAGGACCUGUGCAAAACGGCCGGUGAAACAAGCCUGCCGCCCAUGAGAAUAAUCAAUCACCGAAUCCCCAUCAUCGACGAGUCCAAACAAUAUAGCAGGCGGGGCUCACGAGUGGCCGAGGCAUUGAGGCCGCUCUGGAUUGAGAAGCACAAGAACUACACGAACACCGGGCGGUGGAGACACAGCACCGGAACGAACGCCACGCCAAUGCUCUGUAUUCCAAAGCGGAGCAAGGAUGGGAAGACAGCCCUACGAACGGUUUUUGACCUACGCGAGCGGAACGCGAACACGCGGAAGUUAUCCUCACCGCUCCCGGAGAUCGACGACAUACUCAAUGACGUGCUAAGACAUCCGUACCGGUCACUGCUAGAUGGGAAAGACGCAUACGAGCAAAUCAGAGUCGAGCCCGACGACGUUAAGCACACAGUAUUCGUGUCGCCAAGCGGCACUAUGGAAAGCAUGGUAAUGCAACAGGGCGACUGUAACGCGGGGGCAACUUACCAAACAUUGAUGCAAGCAAUAUUCGGCAAAUACGUCGGGAAAUUCAUGCACGUGUACUUAGACGAUAUAGCUAUAUUCUCGGACACAAUACAUGAACACGUGGAGCACAUCGAGAAGGUGCUAGACGUUCUUCGCGAACAAAAGCUAUACCUGUCGCCGGGCAAGAUGCAGUUUUUCGCCGACGAGCUCCGAAUACUUGGUCAUGUAAUUGACAGAGACGGGAUACGCAUGGACCCGGACAAGGUCGAUAGCAUUGAGAAAUGGAAGACACCAACGAAUAAGGACUUACUGAUGAGCUUCAUUGGUGCUGUUGGAUACCUGGCACCAAAUUGCCCGGGGAUUCGGAUCCCGAUGGGCAUGCUGAGCAAACGAACAACGCAAACUCCCUGGUAUUGGGGCCCGUCAGACCAAAGGGCAUUCCAGGAGGUCAAGGAUAUUGUGAGCAAAUGGAGGGCGCAUCACCGGGUGGCACUGAACUACUCACCGGACGCCGAUCCAAUUUACCUGGUGACCGAUGCAAGCUUCACAGGCGCCAGCGGGUUUGUCUGCCAAGGGAAGACUUUGGAGUCUGCAAGAAUCGCCGCGUUCUGGUCGGGAAAGCUCAAACCGGCACAGCAGAACUACCCAGUACACGAGCAGGAGCUACUAGCAAUUGUGGAGUCACUGAAGCGGUUCAAGAAUUUGCUUCAUGGUGUCAGGUUCACCGUCAAGACCGAUCAUCGAGGGCUCACCUUCCUGAUGUCCCAGAAAGGAACGUCCCCUAGACAGGCCAGAUGGUUUGAUACACUUAGUCAGUUUGACUUUGAGAUUGAGUACAUACCAGGCGAAACAAAUACGUUUGCCGACGCCCUGUCGCGCAUAUACUCGAACGAACAUAAAGGCGUCCAGAGGGCUGGGUCGGAAUAUGUCAGCGACGUCGACACCGAAGAAGAGACAGAAGCCGUAGGAGUUGCCGCCAGCGUGAUCACACAACCAGUCGAAGCCGGCCCAGAAGCCGCAGUUGGGGCCGGGGAAUUCGUCGACAUACAUGCACCAGUACUCAGGCGGUCAACAAGGGCCAGAAGGGCGCCCACAAGGCUCGACCAGUCAGGAGCUGAGAAGCGCACGAGCACAAAGAAAGCCGGAAAGACAAACAGAACGGCAGAAAACACCGAGAGCAAAAAGCAACAACAGCCUGAGGUCGCGACCGGGACACUGAACCAGCCAGAACAGGCGGGAGAACAGCCGACAGCUGAGAGGGAGGAUACCAGCGGCGACGAAGGACCCUCAUAUGGAGCGUUUGCAAAAGCAAUGAUUGAGCUAGACGUCGAAGAGCUAGUACGGGGAAAAUACGGGGAGGACAACUUCUUCUCGCUGAUCCUGAGGGACCCGUCCAGCUUCCCAAAGUUUGAAAAUACGCACGACUUGAUAUUGCUGAAUGACCGGGAACGGAAACUGCUGUGCAUACCUGACGUGAGAACGGGAGAAAGAAAACUACGGGAGCGCAUAAUUGACCACGCACAUUUGUCUCUCGCACACUUAGGGCACAAGAAAACGUACGCAUACAUGCGCGAAUCAGUAUGGUGGAAAGGAAUGCACAAGGAUGUUCAAGACUUCUGCACGUCAUGCGUUGAGUGCGCGGCCGCAAAGACCAAGACGACGGCACCGUACGGCAAGUUGAUGCCGCUGACAGUUCCUACACGACCCUGGCAGGUGAUUGGUUUCGAUAUGGUGGGACCAUUACCCCUGUCAAAGAACCGCGACGCCGAGUUUGACAUGGUCGGCGUGGUGGUCGACCUACUAACGAUGAUGACACAUCUGAUGCCUAUGCGACAGACCUACAAGGCCAGAGACCUGGCCGAACUACUGUUCGACUACGUAUACAAAUUGCACGGUAUGCCCGAGGCCAUAGUGAGUGACCGGGACUCCCUAUUUACAUCACAGCUAUGGACGGGACUACAUGAAAUGACCGGUACAUCGCUGAGAAUGUCGUCUGCCUACCACCCACAAAGCGACGGAACCGUCGAACGGGCAAACAGAACUUGGGUCAGUCUGCUACGCGUUUGCAUUGACGGCGCACAAAAGAACUGGGCCAAGAAAUUACCCGGAAUUGAAUUCGCGAUCAACCAAGCAAGAGCCGAGGCAACCGGACUAUCCCCGUUCUACCUGAACUACGGUUUGACCCCGCGUCCAAUGAUCUGGAGGGGCGAGUCGCCAUACCCAGGAGUGAGAGUCACCCUACAGCGCAUCAAGGACGGCCUGCUUGCGGCACACGACGCCAUACUUGAGGCUCGCGUAGCGAGCACUCACCAGGCAAACAAGCACCGUCUGCCGGCCCCGUUCAAAGUGGGGCAACUUGCAUACAUUAGCACGAAGAACAUAUCGAUCCCUAAGGGACGGUCACGGAAACUGACCCCAAGGUACAUAGGCCCGUACACAAUAUCAAAGGUAGUCGUGGAAGGAACAACAUACGAAAUUGAACUACCGGCUGACCUGAAAGCCCGGGGGAUCCACCCGGUGUUCCACGCGUCAUUAUUGAGGAAGCACGUACCACUCGACGACCGGCGAUUCCCGGGACGAACCUUCGCACAAGUGUCGCUCCUGGGCGAGGACACGGAGGAAUGGCAGGUCGAAAGGAUAUUGGGACACCAAGGCAAGGGACCGGAGACCGAGUUCGAAAUCCGUUGGAAAACGGGGGACAGGACAUGGGAGCCGUACAGCAACGUCAAACACCUGAGCGCAUUAGAGGACUAUUUCGAGGCCCUCGGAAUAGAGAAGAUAAGUGAGCUACCAUAUGGGGAGAUCGAUAGAAGCACACCGAUUGCCAAUGAACCUGAAACGGUACGCGCUGACUCAAUUAUGGCGUACGGCCUGAGGAUAUAUGCGCAACAAGACACGCAGGCAACAAAAAAUUUGGGCCAAAAUUUCGGACGAGCGGCGCAUAAAACACACGGAGAGAAAACGAGAACGGGAGGAGCUCCCACUGACCAACCAUCACGCCCACUGUCGACCAUGAACCACUCUAGCGCUAGCAUAGCUAUAGACGGCGUUUUCUCCCCCGCACAACUCGCAACGUUUGCCGAGUUCGAUCGAGUCAUCAAGGCCGGCGAGCGAUUCGAACCGGGCGAACACGCUGUCGUCUACGGCAUGUUUUGUAGGAUCAGGGAAAAUUCUAGGGAAGCGGCGCUGACUCACCACAGCACAAACCCGUACUUCGCCGUCCACAACAACCCGAACUUCCUAUUCGGUGCCUACCCCACUGCUUACCCGAUGAACCCAUACGGACCGCCGAUGGCAACGCCCACACCACAACCGAUCUACCGUCACAGCGGCGCCCAUAUGCCCAAUCCGGGCCCAUACCCGUACGGCAAACCGAAGUCGAAGUACUGGAAACGAAGCUGGGGAGACCGAGGACCGAAGUCUGGAAGCAAGCCGUACGCAGGUCCAAGACAAGGGAUGAAAACACGCGCCGAGGAACACGCGACACCCGCCAUGAGCCAGUACAUGGAUCAACUACAAGCACAGGCCGUGGCGAACGCAUUUAGCCACCCGGACGCACUCGACAUGACCGUGGUCGGCUCGGCGCUACCCAACACAAGCGGCUACCCGUUCGCUCCCCAGGCUACGACAUGGGGUGACGCCAUGUCCAUGACCGGCACACCCCGCGCGCACUCCCCGGCUCUCACGGCGACAACUAGCGACACAGCGAGACAGGACAUACGAAUGAGCACGACAAGGGACCCCAAGAUCGCAGCACAAGUAGCCAUGCUCAACUCGAUCGAUGCCCCGGGAGGAGUAACGAAUGGCGCGAACGUACUUCACACACUGCCGGCUGUUACCGUUACUAACGCAAAGGUCGGAAGCCAAGGAGCAGUAGGAGGAGCAGGGACAGGGGGCGGAGCGGGAAAAGAAGAUCAGGACAUCGAGAUGACGGCCAAUCACACCGGAGACACGAACACUACCGAGGAGGCAGGCGGAGGCGAGGAGGCGAGCCCCGUUGUAGCUCGGGAGGGCGAGUGUUAG
Messenger RNA from Rhizoctonia solani, 8184 nucleotides. RefSeq names its product Transposon Tf2-1 polyprotein. The record is from RefSeq and is a predicted model, not a curated record. Gene Ontology annotation, biological process: DNA integration. Gene Ontology annotation, molecular function: nucleic acid binding; zinc ion binding. The transcript is spliced from 2 exons. NCBI's taxonomy places the organism in Eukaryota, Fungi, Basidiomycota, Agaricomycetes, Cantharellales, Ceratobasidiaceae. The coding region runs from base 1 to 8184 and encodes 2727 amino acids.